This is a messenger RNA of Galendromus occidentalis (western predatory mite), 603 nucleotides long. Its product is annotated as progranulin. The record is from RefSeq and is a predicted model, not a curated record. Gene Ontology annotation, cellular component: extracellular region. Bases 85 to 603 code for a protein of 172 amino acids. Lineage: Eukaryota; Metazoa; Arthropoda; Arachnida; Mesostigmata; Phytoseiidae. The transcript has 4 exons.
ACAAAAGAAAAAACAGGUCGGAGCGAGCAAUCUUCAACGAGCAAGAGGUAUCUCCGCUACGUGCCGACGUCUCGUGUUCGGAAGAUGCAUUCGUUGUCCCUCGUCGUGCUAGUUUGUGCGUGCAGCUUAGCAACAGCCACAACUUGCCCGGAUAAUAGUCAUUGUGACGAUUCUCAGACAUGUUGCCCCACGGGAAAUGAUCAUUAUGGGUGCUGUCCCUACGUCGAUGCUACUUGCUGCGCCGAUAAGUUGCACUGCUGCCCACCGAUGUUCGUGUGUCACGUAUCGUCAUCAACGUGUCGCCUAGGAAAGAUAUCCUUGCCGUGGGCUGCGCGAGACAAAGGCGUCCACCCAAAAUCGGAAAAUCGCCAUUCGAGUCGAAAAGGUGCCGUCCAGUGCCCGGACAGUAGUCAUUGUAAGUCCGGAGAGACCUGCUGCAGAAUUCCCGGUGGCAAACACAAAUGCUGUCCAUUCCCUAACGCAACGUGCUGCCCAGACAACGGACACUGCUGUCCCAUGGGGCAUUCGUGCGACCUCCAUACCAUGACCUGCUAUUUGGCCGAGGCAGCUGCCGCAGGAACAGUGAAAUUGCGUAAAACGUAA